AUGUACCACCUCAACCUCUCGAUACUGCUCUCAGCAGCAGCAGCUCUCGCCACGCCCAUACACGAACGCCAACCCUCUCCCUCAGUCACGAUCCAAAACGGCACCGUCGUCGGUUCCUCCUCCCUCGGCAUCGACAGUUUCAAAGGCAUCCCCUUCGCACAACCCCCAGUCGGCAACCUACGCCUUCGACCCCCUCAACCGCUCACCCAAGGCUUCGGAACGAUCCAAGCAACCGCACAGCCCAAGGCAUGUCCGCAGCAGUCCAACCAAGUUGAUACGAGUGAUCUUCCCAGCGAUGUCAUUGGCGAGUUGAUGAACUCGCCUCUAUACCAGGCCGUGACCAACGCCGGGGAGGAUUGUUUGACGGUGAAUGUGCAGCGGCCGUCGGGGACGAAUGCCACGUCGAAGUUGCCGGUGUUGUUUUGGAUUUUUGGCGGUGGGUUUGAAGGGGGCUCAACAUCCCAAUACGACGGCUCGAGCAUCGUUCGAAGAUCCAUCGCCCUCGACGAACCCAUUGUCUACGUCAGCGUCAACUAUCGCUCAUCAGGCUUUGGAUUCCUCGCCGGCCAGGAGCUCGCCGACGAGCAUUCGACGAAUCUCGGAUUGAGAGAUCAACGUCUGGGGCUCCAGUGGGCAGCAGAGAAUGUCGAAGCCUUUGGUGGUGAUCCUGAGAAAGUCACUAUUUGGGGCGAGAGUUCGGGGUCGAUCUCUGUGUUUGAUCAGACGGUCGUAAACGGCGGAGACAAUACCAACAACGGCAAACCCCUUUUCCGUGGUGCGAUCAUGGACUCCGGCUCUGUAAUCCCCGCCGAAGACGUAACGACCUCCAAACCCCAAGCCAUCUUCGACACCGUUGCUGCAUCAGCUGGUUGCGGUUCUUCGACGGAUAAACUGUCCUGUCUCCGUGCCGUCGACUACACGACCUUCCUCAAUGCCGUCUCCUCGGUGCCACCGCUCACAUCCUACUCAAGUCUCGACCUCUCAUACCUCCCACGUCCAGACUCCGGUGACGAUUUCUUCGCCGAGUCCCCAGAAAUCUCCCUUCGUGCUGGAAGAUUCGCAAAACUCCCCCUCAUAAUCGGCGACCAAGAAGACGAAGGCACCCUCUUCGCCCUCAACCAGGGCAACAUCACCACCAACGAGGAUCUAGUCGCCUACCUAGCCUCCUACUUCCCCAACAGCCCUAACGCUCUCGAGGACGUCGCAGCCCUCGCAUCAAACUACCCCGACCAACCCCUCCUCGGCCAACCCGGCGGCUCCCCCUUCAACACCGGCGGGCUCAACAACCUCUACCCACAAUUCAAACGCCUCGCCGCAAUCCUGGGAGACAUAACAUUCACCCUAACCCGCCGCCUCUACCUGCACAACCUCCACCUCCUCCCCCACCUCCCUCAAAACCCCCCCUUCCCCACCUACUCCUACAUCUCCACCUACCUCCACCCCCUCCCCCUCCUAGGAACCUUCCACGGCAGCGACAUAAUCUACGCCUACGGCCUUCUCGGAGACCAAGACCCGAUCACGCGGGUGGUGCAGACGUAUUAUGUGAGGUUUGUGAAUGCGUUGGAUCCUAAUGCGAAUGGGACGGUGGCGUGGCCGCAGUGGAGUGAUGAAGGGGGGCGGAUUCCGCAGGUGUUGAGGUUUUUGGGGGAUGGGGAGGUACAGGUUGGUGGGGAUGGGUUUCGGGAGGGGGCGUAUGGGUAUUUGGUGGCGAAUUGGAGUUUGUUUCGGGUUUGA
Molecule: messenger RNA, 1734 nt
Organism: Zasmidium cellare ATCC 36951
Lineage: Eukaryota; Fungi; Ascomycota; Dothideomycetes; Mycosphaerellales; Mycosphaerellaceae
Exons: 4
Coding region: 1-1734 (577 amino acids)
Source: RefSeq, a predicted model, not a curated record